Messenger RNA from Camponotus floridanus (Florida carpenter ant), 783 nucleotides. RefSeq names its product protein FAM50 homolog. Gene Ontology annotation, biological process: chromatin organization. The coding region runs from base 209 to 607 and encodes 132 amino acids. The record is from RefSeq and is a predicted model, not a curated record. Gene Ontology annotation, cellular component: nucleus. The transcript has 4 exons. NCBI's taxonomy places the organism in Eukaryota, Metazoa, Arthropoda, Insecta, Hymenoptera, Formicidae.
GAAGCAAUAGCCUUUAUUAAAUAAGAUUAAGAAAAAUCCAGAUGUAGAUACAAGUUUCUUACCAGAUAGAGAAAGAGAGGAGGAAGAAAAUAAACUAAGGGAGGAAUUAAGACAAGAAUGGGCUAGAAAACAGAAUGCACUGAAGGAAGAAGAGAUUGAAAUUACAUUCAGCUAUUGGGAUGGAUCUGGUCAUCGUCGAAGUGUUAUAAUGAAGAAAGGUAAUUCUAUUUAUCAGCUUCUUCAAAGAUGUUUGGAAGUAUUAAGGCGUGAAUUUAGUGAACUUAAAACAGUAAUGGCAGAUCAAUUAAUGUAUGUUAAAGAAGAUCUUAUUUUGCCACAUCAUUACACAUUCUACGAUUUCAUUGUAACUAAGGCACGAGGCAAGAGCGGGCCCUUAUUUACAUUUGACGUUCACGAUGAUAUUAGAGUUAUGCAUGAUGCUUCUGUUGAAACUGAGGAAUCACAUGCUGGAAAAGUAUUACUCAGAUCAUGGUACGAAAGAAAUAAACAUAUCUUUCCAGCGAGUAGAUGGGAACCUUUUGAUCCAACAAAAAGUUAUGACAAAUAUACAGUAUCAGAUAAAAAUAAAAAGAAAGAUAAAAUUUGAUAGUUUGUUUUGCUGGAUCAUUUAACAUAAAACAAGAAUAUUUAUCAUAUUCUCUUACAUUCAAUUUUUAGUUUGGAUGCACAAAUGAAUAUUCGUACAACAUUAAUUUUACAAUUGUGCAUAGAUAGCUUUUUUCUAGAUCAAUAAUUCCUUAUAAUAUUGUAAAAUAUAUGUAU